UCGCGCGUCGGCACAUCUGCCAAUAUGGCUCGGAAACAAACAGUCCGCCAGAUUUUUGUGGUUUCGGGUCUGGCGCUGUGCAGCUUAUCCGACGGAUUUAUAUUCGGUCAAAUGUCAGGGAUGUUAAACGCCUUGCAUACGAGCGACAACUCUGUACCAUUGACUGACAAUGACCUUUCCUGGAUAGCUUCUACGAUAAACAUUUCCUGCUUCUGCGGUUUCGGUGUAAUGACAGCUUUGACCGAAAUAUAUGGACGAAGAAAAAGCAUAACGAUAAUGUCUGUACCUGUGCUAAUUUGCUGGUUAAUGGUGUACUUCGCACAAGACAGAGCAACCCUAUUGGCAUCGAGAGUUAUAGUUGGGAUAUCUUACGGAGGUAUAUUGCUAUUGACAUACAUUAAUAUUGGCGAGUACGUCUCUCCAAAUUGUAGGUCUUUAACCUUAAAUAUGACGUCAUGUAUUGGUUCUACUUUGGGUACAAUGUUGGGCCACAUUUUAAGCAUCAUUUUGCACUGGAGAUACGUUGCUCUAAUAGGCAUGAUUCCUACAGCGAUAUCAGGAGUUCUACCUCUGUUUUGGGUCGAAAGUCCCUCUUGGUUAGCCACCAAAAAACGAUUUCAAGAAAGCGAAAGAGCAUUUAAAGCCCUACACAUACCUUGUGAAGCAUCUGAUCGUGAAUUAAAAGCUCUGUUAGAAGAUCAAAGGACAGGACAUACAAUGAAUGAAAACGAUACCAAUUCUUUAGUUUUGUUAAUGAAGAGAUAUUAUAAGGCUAGUAAAAAAAAGUACUUUUGGAAAACGGCGGGAGCACUUUUAGUUAUUAAUAUAUAUAGGAUUACAGCUGGUCGAAUAUUGUUAAGUACUUUAGCAAUAACAAUGAUACAGGAUAUCUCAGGCAGUUCAGAUAUUCUACAAUAUACUUUAGUCGUCGAUGGAUUUGGAUUGUUAGGUGCUUGCAUUUCUUGUAUAAUUGUGAGUAAAUUUAAAAUGAGAAGUAUUUUAUUUGUAUCUGGAGUAAUAGCAAAUCUAAUACAGAUAGUAUUAGCUAUUUGCCUUUAUGCGUGGCUCGACGAUGGCGAUAAGGCGUGGCCAAAAGUCGUUUUACUAGCUUUGUACCUUAUAACAGUGACGGCGGGGCCGUAUUCUGUACUUGAGACAUUACUGUCGGAAUUGCAUCCUCUAGAAAUAAAAGCGAUUAAUACCUUUAUUUUUGGUGCCGUUUGUGGUAUCAUGCAGUUUUUAAAUAUCCAAUAUGCUUUGAGGAUGUUCUCAUCAAUAGGAUAUCAUGGAGUUUUCUUUUUACAUGCGAUUCUGAUAUUUUUGUGUCUGAUAUAUCUUUUUAUAUAUUUACCCGAAACCAAAGGAAGAACUUUGCAGGAAAUAGAAUUUUACUUUAAGCACAAUACUUUUGGUAAGAAUAAUAGCAUCUCAGAAAAAGAGAUGGAGAUUUUAAAUAGAAAUGAGAAUUAUAGAUAAUGAAUGGUAUUCUAACGUAUACUUAUAAGUUAUAACAAUAAUUUGUAGUGACUUAGAAAAAAAUAUUUGUUAAGCAAUUAAUCAAAGUGAUCUUUAAAAUAUUGAGUUAAUCUUAUCCUGAUUUUUAUAAAUGAUUUUUAAUUACAGUUCGUUUGGUAUUGGUAUUGUCUCUCUG
Messenger RNA from Vanessa atalanta (red admiral), 1651 nucleotides. Its product is annotated as facilitated trehalose transporter Tret1-like. The transcript is spliced from 3 exons. The record is from RefSeq and is a predicted model, not a curated record. Gene Ontology annotation, biological process: transmembrane transport. Gene Ontology annotation, molecular function: transmembrane transporter activity. NCBI's taxonomy places the organism in Eukaryota, Metazoa, Arthropoda, Insecta, Lepidoptera, Nymphalidae. Bases 25 to 1476 code for a protein of 483 amino acids. Gene Ontology annotation, cellular component: membrane.